GGCAGAUACUGACCGUGGAUCAGAGCUAUCGACGGUUGACACCUCUUGAUCUGCGCUAGAUCAGACUCCGCCCUUCGCAGCGUUUGGCAGUCAGAAUGACUGUCGGGAAAAAAAAAAAAGUGAACAGAGAAGCGCGGGGGCAAUGAUGCAGAGGACAACGCAUCUAGGAGGAGAAUACGGCGGGUACAAAACCACGUGUGUGGAAAGGGACGUCACGAAGUCGAUCGAUUUCUCAUUGCAAGCUGCUUGUGUUGUCUUCCUCCCCGUUCUAGCAUCUCUCACUUCGCUGCAAGCGCCAUAGCUUAGCAGCAAGUUCUUUCCUCUUUCGUCCUUGGGCCUUGUAGAUCCAGGAAGAGUACUCUUAGCCGAGAAGAUGGCGGCGGCACGCAGUUCUUUUUUGGUGAUGGUGGUGUUGGUAGCGUCAGUGUUCGCUACUGCUAGCGCGGCUGAUCUCUUUGGCACUCUGCAGAGCGAUCAACGGUUCAAGGUCGUGGUGAAGGCCCUCGUCGACACACAGGAAGUCGACGCUCUCAGAGAUCGAUCCAACGGAUCAGUGCCGUUCGUCUUCAUUGCCCAGACUGAUGAGGACCUCGAAGUGGGCCUCGGACCUGAUGGUCUGGCGUGCAUCACUCGGCCCGAGCACGUGAAGGACCAUAUGGUGCAGAUUCUGCGAUUCAUGGAGGUGGGACCCUUGUCGCGUCCGGUGAAGACCGCAGCGGAUCUGCAGGCGGUUGCAGUCGACAACAAGCUGCCGACCAUCAACGGCAUGCCAAUCUUCGUGGAGCCGGCGACGGGCAGCGGAGUCAUCCUCAGGGGCGAUGCUGAGCAAGAGCAGUUCUCGGCAACGGUAGCGGAGGUGAAGCAGAUCAACGCGAACGUGGCUCUGGUCGUCCUUUCGAACGGUUUCCUUGUCCCCGCACAGGUCGACGAGCAAAUCACGAUGGCCUGCUUCCCGUCCGCAGCAUUGUCGUCCUCCCCCGCAGUUCCCGUCGCCGCGUCAUCGAAGCAUGCCCCGAAGUCCAAGAACGCCCCGUCAUCCAACGCUGCACAGUCAACUCCUUCAUCUUCGCAAUCUGCGCGUAGAAAGAUGCUCCCGGAUCUGCAGGCGGUUGCAGUCGACAACAAACUGCCGACCAUCAACGGCAUGCCGAUCUUCGUGGAGCCGGCGACGACAAGCGGAGUCAUCCUCAGGGGCGAUGCUGAGCAAGAGCAGUUCUCGGCAACGGUAGCAGAGGUGAAGCAGAUCAACGCGAACGUGGCUCUGGUCGUCCUUUCGAACGGUUUCCUUGUCCCCGCACAGGUCGACGAGCAAAUCACGAUAGCCUGCUUCCGGUCCGCAGCAUCGUCGUCCUCCCCCGGAGUUCCCGUCGCCGCGUCAUCGAAGCAUGCCCCGAAGUCCAAGAACGCCCCGUCAUCCAACGCUGCAGAGUCUGCUCCUUCAUCUUCGCAUUCCGCGCGUAGAAAGAUGCUCCGUGGCUUCUGGUGGUCGCGUGCUGCGCUGACCGUCGAUGAAAGUCUCGAGUGUGGAUUCGAUGGGACGCCGCGUAACGGAAUGCUUCAAUAACCGGGACGGCAACGAUCAAUCAAUUUUCCAGAAGCCC
Molecule: messenger RNA, 1601 nt
Organism: Chara braunii
Lineage: Eukaryota; Viridiplantae; Streptophyta; Charophyceae; Charales; Characeae
Source: the annotation of a GenBank genome assembly